Messenger RNA from Trichophyton verrucosum HKI 0517, 2424 nucleotides. RefSeq lists its product as uncharacterized. Bases 1 to 2424 code for a protein of 807 amino acids. The transcript is spliced from 7 exons. NCBI's taxonomy places the organism in Eukaryota, Fungi, Ascomycota, Eurotiomycetes, Onygenales, Arthrodermataceae. Gene Ontology annotation, biological process: transmembrane transport; chloride transport. The record is from RefSeq and is a predicted model, not a curated record. Gene Ontology annotation, molecular function: voltage-gated chloride channel activity. Gene Ontology annotation, cellular component: early endosome; membrane; Golgi apparatus.
AUGGAGGUGCCGGGGGAGCUAUCAAUAGACAUGGCCGAUACGAUUAACACCGAUCAACCAGACGACGGGUUAUCGCAGUCGUUUAGUCAGGGCCAGGAGUCAUCAGAGGAACCCAUAUUUGGCAGCGUAAACGAUUCUCCCAUCUCAUCUCAUAGCCGUCUCAGGAGUAUCGACGAGAGUCCACGGGGCUCACGACCUGGUACAGCGAAUCAGAAUACCAGCAGAGAACCGGGCAAUGGGUCUGGCGCUUCGAACAAACCGGGAGCACCGACGGAUUGGUAUAUCGAAGGACCUGGCAGAAGAGUAGGGUAUGACGACUUGACUGCCAUUGACUGGAUAUUUGAGUAUACAAAGGAAAGGCAACGAAUACGGCAUCUGAAUGCGAAUAACCCUGGCUUGCUUGGCACAUUCAGGCAGCUGCUAGACGCCAGCCAGGUUUGGAUGGUACUAGUUAUGACUGGUUUGGCUGUUGGCCUUCUAGCAGGAUGCAUUGAUAUUACGAGUCGAUGGCUAGCUGAUAUAAAAGUGGGAUACUGCAAGUCAGGCGUGGAAGGGGGUAAAUUCUACCUCAACCGAAGCUUUUGCUGCUGGGGAUAUGAUGACCCGGCCAACUGCAAACAUUGGAUUUCGUGGCACGAUGCUUUUAAAAUCAGCUCCAAAGCAGGUGGUUUUGUUGCAGAAUAUAUGGUUUUUAUCAUGUAUUCAAUCCUGUUCGCCACAUGCGCAGCAGUCCUUGUCACAUCCUAUGCAACCCACGCUAAACAUAGCGGUAUCCCUGAAAUUAAGACAAUUUUAGGGGGUUUCGUGAUCAAGAAAUUUAUGGGGUUAUGGACUUUAAUGAUCAAAUCUGUUGGCUUGUGCCUUUCUGUGGCAUCUGCACGGAAGAGAGAAGUUCUCUCUGCAGCAGCAGCUGCUGGGAUAUCAGUGGCAUUUGGAUCACCCAUAGGAGGUGUACUGUUCAGCCUUGAGCAACUAUCCUAUUAUUUUCCUGAUAAAACCAUGUGGCAGAGCUUUGUUUGUGCUAUGGCUGCAGCAAUCUCUCUGCGCGCUGUCAACCCAUUCCGUACGGGGAACAUCGUCCUUUAUCAAGUCACCGAUUCUCAGAGAUGGCAUCCUAUCGAGAUUUUACUAUUCAUUCUCCUAGGCAUAUUUGGAGGCCUAUACGGCGGACUUUUCAUCAAACUCAACAUGCAGAUUUCUAAAUGGCGAAAGUCUCGAAAUUUUUCCUUCCCCGUAUUAGAAGUCCUCUUCGUGGCCCUUUUAACAGGCCUAAUCAACUUCCCAAACUCCUUUAUGAAGGCACAGCUAUCAGACCUUUUACAAGCUCUUUUUGCGGAAUGUUCCAAGACCCCAGCGGAUGAAUUUGGCCUGUGUAAGGGUAAUUCUGACUUUGCUGGAGUGUUUUGGGCCUUAGUGUUUGCUGGAACUCUCGGGUUCUUGCUUGCAUCUAUCACAUUUGGACUGGAUAUUCCUGCCGGCGUGAUCCUCCCGUCCCUUGCCAUCGGUGCAUUGUACGGUCGAGCUCUGGGCACCAUGGUUAGUGUUUGGCAAAAAUCGCAUCCAAACUCCCUACUUUUUAGUGAUUGUGAACCUGGCGCACCAUGCGUUACGCCCGGUACGUAUGCAAUUGUUGGAGCAGCCGCUGCUCUAGGAGGGGCUACUAGGAUGACUGUGUCAAUCGUCGUUAUCAUGUUUGAGUUAACCGGGGCUCUGACACAUGUGAUUCCAAUUAUGAUUGCAGUUAUGCUUUCCAAAUGGUGCGGUGAUAUAUUUGGGAAGCGAGGCAUCUAUGAAUCCUGGAUACACCUAAACGAAUAUCCUUUCCUUGACCAAAAAGACGACACUCCACCUCCAGAUGUACCAGUCAGCCAAGUUAUGACUAGCAUCAAUGACCUUACGGUGAUCACCGCCGUAGGCCACACCGUUGAAUCCCUGAGAAAUUUACUUUCCAGUACCUCGUACCGAGGAUUCCCUGUGGUAUCAGACAUGGCCAAUCCGACGCUACUUGGAUAUAUAUCCCGCAAUGAAUUGUCAUAUGCGCUUAAUGUCUCUUCUUCCCGCCAUUCAGGAAGUCUCUCCCCGGAAACCCAGACCUUUUUCUCACAUCAGCCUUUUGCUGAUCCUGCCGAAACUCUUGACCUUCGACCGUGGAUGGACCAGACGCCCAUCACUAUGAAUAUUCAUACCAAUCUCCUGAUCGUACUAAACAUGUUUCAAAGACUUGGUCUGAGAGGGAGACUAGAGGGGUUCUUGACAAAGAAGGAUAUCUGGUAUAUUCUUAACGAGUCAUCUAAAGCAGACCCUACCUCGGGAAUUGGCGGAGGUAUAUUACAGGCAGAUGGCACGGGGGAGGCGCGAGGUUUACUAUCCCGCGCCGACAACCCGAUGCUUGUCAGCCCCGUUGAUGAUGGUAAUAUGUUAUGA